Molecule: messenger RNA, 1374 nt
Organism: Auanema sp. JU1783
Lineage: Eukaryota; Metazoa; Nematoda; Chromadorea; Rhabditida; Rhabditidae
Source: the annotation of a GenBank genome assembly
AUGCAGCCUCAACAUAGAAUGGGUGUACCUCCAGGGGCUCCCGUGAAUAGAUAUGCUCCGCAAGGAAAUAUGACUCCUAAUAUGAGAAGACCUCCUGGUCAGCAAGUUGUACAGCAACCUCCAGGCGGUAUGCCAAAUAGACCUCAUCCUCCACCGCGUAAGAAGCGAAGAUAUGCUGACAAACUUAUCACACCACAGGUCAGAGAGUUAGUUCCUGAAUCUCAAGCAUACAUGGAUCUCUUAUCUUUUGAGCAAAAGCUAGACUCCACAAUUACUAGAAAGAAGCUGGAUAUUCAAGAAGCUUUAAAGCGACCUCAAAAAGUCAAAAGACGUCUGAGAAUUUACAUUUCUCAUACUUUUAUUCCUGCAAAAGAGCCAGAAAAGGAAGGUGAAGAAGGUACUGUGCCUAUGUGGGAACUCCGUGUUGAAGGUCGACUUCUGGACGAACAACAAGGAGGAGAGAAUGGAACAACUACAACAACCCCUGCUCAACCUCCUCGACAAAUGGCUAAACGGAAGUUCAGUUCAUUCUUCAAGAGCUUGGUUAUCGAAUUGGAUAAAGAUAUUUACGGGCCUGAUAAUCAUUUGGUGGAGUGGCAUAGAACUCCUCAAACUCAUGAAACUGAUGGUUUCCAGGUUAAACGUCCUGGAGACAAACCGGUGAAAUGCACAAUCUUACUUCUUCUUGACUACCAGCCGAUGAAGUUCAAGCUUCAUCCUCUUCUCGCUAAAGUUCUCGGAAUUGCUACCGAAACUAGACCUAAAAUUAUUGAAUCUCUCUGGCAGUACAUAAAAACCCAUAAGCUACAGGAUCCUAUUGACCGAGACACGAUUGUUAAUGACCAUUUCCUCGAGCAAAUAUUUGGCUGCAAGCGAAUGAGAUUCAUGGAAAUUCCACAGCGCUUACACCCUCUGCUUCAACAACCUGACCCCUUGGUCUUGACACACGUUAUCCAGCAGACAGAUAAUGGUGGAGAGAAGAAUACUGCUUGUUAUGAUAUCGAUGUUGAGGUUGAAGACCCACUCAAACAAUUAAUGACUUCUUUCGUUCAUUCUCCUGGACUUGCUAAUGAUAUUGGUGUUUUGGAACAAAAAAUAUAUGAUCUAGUAGAUCAAAUUAAUGAAUGGAAAACUAGACGCGAUUUCUAUGUUCGCUUCGCAGAUGAGCCUCAUGAGUUCAUCAGAAAGUGGCUCGUCAGCCAGAGUCUUGAUUAUCAGACUAUGACAGAAGCACAUGGUGAGUCUGAGAGCGAACGCAGAGCGGAGCAUUACCACAGACCUGAGACUCAAGAAGGUGUAUUCAGGUAUAUGUAUCAUAAAAUACAACAGAAACGAGCAGAGCUUGAAGCAAGUCUUGGUGUUCGUAAUAACUGA